Messenger RNA from Sorex fumeus (smoky shrew), 2010 nucleotides. Its product is annotated as fibroblast growth factor receptor-like 1. The transcript is spliced from 2 exons. NCBI's taxonomy places the organism in Eukaryota, Metazoa, Chordata, Mammalia, Eulipotyphla, Soricidae. The record is from RefSeq and is a predicted model, not a curated record. Gene Ontology annotation, cellular component: plasma membrane. Gene Ontology annotation, molecular function: fibroblast growth factor receptor activity; fibroblast growth factor binding.
CCGGCCCGCCACGCCGCCGGUCUCCGCGCCGCGCCCCCGCCGCGGCCCGCACCAGGUAGCGCCGCCCCGAGCGCGUCCGAGGCCGGCCGGGCGCGGGGCGGCGAUGAGCGCGGAGCGCGCCCCGCGGGCCCGGCCCUGAGCCCCGCCGAGGUCCGCGAGCGACAUGACGCCGCGCCCCGCGUUGCUGCUGCUGCUGCUGCCAGCGCUGCUGCUCGGGGGGGCCCCGCCGGCCGCCGCUGCCCGAGGCCCCCCGAGGAUGUCCGACAAGGUGGUCCCGCGGCAGGUGGCUCGGCUGGGCCGCACCCUGCGGCUGCAGUGCCCAGUGGAGGGGGACCCGCCGCCGCUGACCAUGUGGACCAAGGACGGACGCACCAUCCACGGUGGUUGGAACCGCUUCCGCGUGCUGCCCCAGGGGCUUCGGGUGAAGGAGGUGGAGCGUGACGACGCUGGCAGCUAUGUGUGCAAGGCCACCAAUGGCUUCGGCAGCCUCACGGUCAACUAUACCCUCGUCGUUCUGGACGAUGCCAGCCCAGGAAGGGGGCACUCCAGACACGACAGCCCUUCGGGUGGACAGGAGGAUGCAACGAGUGCACAGUGGGCACGGCCUCGCUUCACGCAGCCCUCCAAGAUGAGGCGCCGAGUGAUCGCGCGACCAGUCGGUAGCUCCGUGCGGCUCAAGUGUGCGGCCAGCGGGCAUCCGCGACCCGACAUCAUGUGGCUGAAGGACGAACAGGCCUUGACCCGUCCAGAAACUAGUGAGCACAGGAGGAAGAAGUGGACCCUGAGCCUUAAGAACCUGCGUCCUGAAGACAGCGGGAAGUACACGUGCAGAGUGUCCAACCGGGCUGGCGCCAUCAAUGCCACCUACAAGGUGGAUGUUAUCCAGAGGACGCGCUCCAAGCCUGUCCUCACGGGCACGCACCCCGUGAACACGACAGUCGACUUUGGAGGCACCACAUCUUUCCAGUGCAAAGUGCGGAGUGACGUGAAGCCGGUGAUUCAGUGGCUGAAGCGUGUGGAGUACGGGGCUGAGGGCCGCUACAACUCCACCAUUGACGUGGGCGGCCAGAAGUUUGUGGUGCUGCCCACUGGUGACGUGUGGUCACGGCCUGAUGGCUCCUACCUCAACAAGCUGCUUAUCGCACGCGCCCGCCAGGACGACGCAGGCAUGUACAUCUGCCUGGGUGCCAACACCAUGGGCUACAGCUUCCGCAGUGCCUUCCUCACUGUGCUGCCAGCAGACCCAAAGCCACCAGGACCCGCUGUGGCCCCCUAACCCUCCAUCACUAGCCUGCCAUGGCCCGUGGUCAUCGGCAUCCCUGCUGGCGCCGUCUUCAUCCUGGGCACCGUGCUGCUGUGGUUCUACCAGGUAAAGAAGAAGCCCUGCACACCUGCGCCUGUGCACCGCCCACCUGCGGCCCCCCGCACCCGGGCUGGGGACAAGGACCUGCCAGUGCCACCUGCGGGGGGCCUGUGUGAGGAGCUGGCGUCCCCAGUGGCCCCCCAGCACCUCCUAGGCCCGGGCUCACCUACAGGCCCCAAGCUGUACCCCAAACUUUACACAGACGUGCACACACACACACACACGCACUCACAUGUGGAGGGGAAGGGGCCGCAGCACCUGCACAUCCACUACCAGUGCUAGGGGGUCUUGGGUCUCUCCGCUCCAGGACACACCCAGCUUGGAGGGUGGCCAGCACCCAGGGGCCCUGGGUGAGGCAUCCAUGUGGGAGGACACACCUCUAGGUACCAGGACACUGCAGGUGUGUGCAUAGCAAUAGACACCCCAGUAUGUACACAGUCACACCAGACUCCUCAUAUACAGACACCACACCACACAGUCACUCUCAGACACACAGAUACUGCCUCACACACAGACAUUCCACCACACACUCACACAUGACACCCCAUCACACACACUCACACAUGGACACCCCAUCACACACACUCACACAUGAACACCCCGUCACACACACUCACACACACUCACACAUGGAUACUGUCACACAC